AUGUCCGAGCUCGCAAGGCUUUGCAGAGAGGCGAUAAAGGAAGACCUUAAAGAGAGAAGAGCAGAAGUGCUGGCUGAAGCUGCAGAGGCGGAGAAAAGCAUCCGCUAUGCCCGUCGAGACUUCGCCAGUCGCAAGACGAGGAUGACUGCUCUCCGGAACCCGAAGGGAACAACCAUUGCAUCGAGAAGGGGAAUGGAGAGAAUCAUCUACAAUUUAUACUUUGAUCUCUUCGACAGCCACUCCACUUGCCUCCUCACCAUCUGA
This is a messenger RNA of Necator americanus (New World hookworm), 264 nucleotides long. RefSeq lists its product as uncharacterized. The transcript has a single exon. The record is from RefSeq and is a predicted model, not a curated record. Bases 1 to 264 code for a protein of 87 amino acids. Lineage: Eukaryota; Metazoa; Nematoda; Chromadorea; Rhabditida; Ancylostomatidae.